Molecule: messenger RNA, 3834 nt
Organism: Knipowitschia caucasica
Lineage: Eukaryota; Metazoa; Chordata; Actinopteri; Gobiiformes; Gobiidae
Source: the annotation of a GenBank genome assembly
AUGGUUAUGAACCAACCUGACAUCGUGGUGGUGGACAAAGGGCAGAGGACAGCCGUGGUGGUGGACAAAGGGCAGAGGACAGCCGUGGUGGUGGACAAAGGGCAGAGGACAGCCGUGGUGGUGGACAAAGGGCAGAGGACAGCCGUGGUGGUGGACAAAGGGCAGAGGACAGCCGUGGUGGUGGACAAAGGGCAGAGGACAGCCGUGGUGGUGGACAAAGGGCAGAGGACAGCCGUGGUGGUGGACAAAGGGCAGAGGACAGCCGUGGUGGUGGACAAAGGGCAGAGGACAGCUGUGGUGGUGGACAAAGGGCAGAGGACAGCUGUGGUGGUGGACAAAGGGCAGAGGACAGCCGUGGUGGUGGACAAAGGGCAGAGGACAGCCGUGGUGGUGGACAAAGGGCAGAGGACAGCCGUGGUGGUGGACAAAGGGCAGAGGACAGCCGUGGUGGUGGACAAAGGGCAGAGGACAGCCGUGGUGGUGGACAAAGGGCAGAGGACAGCCGUGGUGGUGGACAAAGGGCAGAGGACAGCCGUGGUGGUGGACAAAGGGCAGAGGACAGCCGUGGUGGUGGACAAAGGGCAGAGGACAGCCGUGGUGGUGGACGUGGCAAUUCCAAGCGAUGGUACCAUCACAGGUACCAUAACAAGUACCAUCACAGACACCAUCACAGACACCAUCACAGGCACCAUCACAGGUACCAUCACAGGUACCAUCCCAGACACCAUCACAGACACCAUCACAGGUACCAUCGCAGGCACCAUCACAGGUACCAUCACAGGUACCAUCACAGAAACCAUCACAGGCACCAUCACAGGUACCAUCACAGGUACGAUCGCAGACACCAUCACAGGCACCAUCACAGGCACCAUCACAGGCACCAUCACAGGUACCAUCACAGGCACCAUCACAGGUACCAUCACAGGCACCAUCACAGACACCAUCACAGGCACCAUCACAGGCACCAUCACAGGUAACAUCACAGACACCAUCACAGGUACCAUCACAGGUACCAUCACAGGUACCAUCACAGGCACCAUCACGGGUACCAUCACAGCCACCAUCACAGGUACCAUCACAGACACCAUCACAGACACCAUCACACAGGUACCAUCACAGGCAACAUCACAGGUACCAUCACAGACACCAUCACACAAGUACCAUCACAGGUACCAUCACAGACACCAUCACACAGGUACCAUCACAGGUACCAUCACAGGCACCAUCGCCGGUACCAUCGCAGGCACCAUCGCAGGUACCAUCACAGAUACCAUCACAGGUACCAUCACAGGUACCAUCGCAGGCACCAUCGCAGGUACCAUCAAAGGUACCAUCACAGGUACCAUCACAGACACCAUCACAGACACCAUCACACAGGUACCAUCACACAGGUACCAUCACACAGGUACCAUCGCAGGUACCAUCACAGACACCAUCACACAGGUACCAUCACAGGUACCAUCACACAGGUACCAUCACACAGGUACCAUCACAGACACCAUCACAGGCACCAUCGCAGGUACCAUCACAGACACCAUCACAGGUACCAUCACAGGUGCCAUCACAGGCACCAUCACAGGCACCAUCACAGGUACCAUCACAGACACCAUCACAGGCACCAUCACAGGUACCAUCACAGACACCAUCACACAGUUACCAUCACAGGUACCAUCACAGACACCAUCACAGGCACCAUCACAAGUACCAUCACAGGUACCAUCACAGACACCAUCACACAGGUACCAUCACAGACACCAUCACAGGCACCAUCACAGGUACCAUCACAGACACCAUCACACAGGUACCAUCACAGGUACCAUCACAGACACCAUCACAGGCACCAUCACAAGUACCAUCACAGGUACCAUCACAGACACCAUCACACAGGCACCAUCACAGGCACCAUCACAGUUACCAUCACAGGCCACAGGCACCAUCACAGGUACCAUCACAGGUACCAUCACAGGCACCAUCGCCGGUACCAUCGCAGGCACCAUCGCAGGUACCAUCACAGGUACCAUCACAGGUACCAUCACAGGUACCAUCGCAGGCACCAUCGCAGGUACCAUCAAAGGUACCAUCACAGGUACCAUCACAGGUACCAUCACAGGCACCAUCACAGGUACCAUCACAGGCACCAUCGCAGGCACCAUCGCAGGUACCAUCACAGGUACCAUCACAGACACCAUCACAGGCACCAUCACAGGCACCAUCGCAGGUACCAUCGCAGGUACCAUCACAGGUACCAUCACAGACACCAUCACAGGUACCAUCACAGACACCAUCACAGGUACCAUCACAGGCACCAUCACAGGUACCAUCACAGGCACCAUCGCAGGUACCAUCGCAGGUACCAUCACAGGUACCAUCACAGACACCAUCACAGGUACCAUCACAGACACCAUCACAGGAAGUGAACCAAGAGUGAACCAGGGAGUGAACCAGGGAGUGAACCAGGAAGUGAACCAGGAAGUGAACCAGGGAGUGAACCAGGGAGUGAACCAGGAAGUGAACCAGGGAGUGAACCAGGAAGUGAACCAGGGAGUGAACCUGGGAGUGAACCAGGGAGUGAACCAGGAAGAGAGGACCAGGAGAGGACCAGGACCUCUGCACCAGGAGAGGACCAGGGGAGGACCAGGACCUCUGCACCAGGAGAGGACCAGGAGAGGACCAGGACCUCUGCACCAGGAGAGGACCAGGGGAGGACCAGGACCUCUGCACCAGGAGAGGACCAGGAGAGGACCAGGACCUCUGCACCAGGAGAGCACCAGGAGAGGACCAGGAGAGGACCAGGAGAGGACCAGGACCUCUGCACCAGGAGAGGACCAGGGGAGGACCAGGACCUCUGCACCAGGAGAGGACCAGGACCUCUGCACCAGGAGAGGACCAGGGGAGGACCAGGACCUCUGCACCAGGAGAGGACCAGGAGAGGACCAGGACCUCUGCACCAGGAGAGGACCAGGGGAGGACCAGGACCUCUGCACCAGGAGAGGACCAGGAGAGGACCAGGACCUCUGCACCAGGAGAGAACCAGGAGAGGACCAGGACCUCUGCACCAGGAGAGAACCAGGACUGUUCUCCUUCAGUCCUUGUUCUCCUUCAGCCCUGGUCUCACCUCCUUCAGUCAUGUCUCACCUCCUCCUUACUCUCCCUCAGCCAUGUCUCACCUCCUCCUUGUUCUCCUUCAGUCAUGUCUCACCUCCUCCUUACUCUCCCUCAGUCAUGUCUCACCUCCUCCUUGUUCUCCUUCAGCCCUGGUCUCACCUCCUCCUUGUUCUCCUUCAGCCCUGGUCUCACCUCCUCCUUGUUCUCCUUCAACCAUGUCUCACCUCCUCCUUGUUCUCCUUCAGCCCUGGUCUCACCUCCUCCUUGUUCUCCUUCAGCCCUGGUCUCACCUCCUCCUUGUUCUCCUUCAACCAUGUCUCACCUCCUCCUUGUUCUCCUUCAGCCCUGGUCUCACCUCCUCCUUGUUCUCCUUCAGUCAUGUCUCACCUCCUCCUUCACCUCCUUCAGCCAUGUCUCACCUCCUCCUUCACCUCCUUCUUCACCUCCUUCAGGGCUCCUCUCAGGUCCAGACAGACUGUGUGUCUUGGUCCCAGCAGAGCAGACAACAUGGCGUCCGCCGAGAGUCGCACUCUCCUCAGCACCGGGCGAGAAGAUAGAGCAGGAAUUGGAGGAGAGGAGGAGGUGGAGGGAGAGGAGGUAGAGAGGAGGUGGAGGGAGAGGAGGUGGAGAGGAGGUGGAGGGAGAGGAGGAGAGGGAGGUGGAGGGAGAGGAGGUAGAGAGGAGGUGGAGGGAGAGGAGGUGGAGAGGAGGUGGAGGGAGAGGAGGUAG